CAGCUGCAGCGGAGCCGCGGAGCGGGCGGCGGGGCCGGGGCAUUGAGCUUCGGGAGCGCGGAAUGUGAGGCUCGGCGGCCCGAAGCACUCACGGACGCUCGGACGGGCGAGAGGCGGCGACCCCUCGCGGACGACCGGCCGUUCCGGGCUGCGGACUCGCCCUCUCGCUCGCCCUUGUGCACUCCCCGCGCCCUCCAGCGCGCCGGCGGGACCAUGAAGAAGUUCUCUCGAAUGCCCAAGUCGGAGGGCAGCGGAGGAGGAGCGGCGGGCAGCGGAGCCGUCGGGGUCGGGGCCGGCUCUGGCUCUGGGAGCUCCUCCGUGGGGGUCCGGGUGUUCGCGGUCGGCCGCUAUCAGGUCACCCUGGAGGAGUCGCUGGCUGAAGGUGGAUUUUCCACAGUUUUCCUGGUGCGGACUCAUGGUGGAACCCGCCAUGCAUUGAAGCGAAUGUAUGUCAACAACUUGCCAGACCUCAACAUUUGUAAAAGGGAAAUUAAAAUUAUGAAAGAGCUAUCUGGACACAAAAAUAUUGUGGGUUAUCUGGACUGUGCUGUUAAUUCAAUUAGUGAUAAUGUUUGGGAAGUGCUUAUCUUAAUGGAAUAUUGUCGAGCUGGGCAAGUAGUGAAUCAGAUGAAUAAGAAGCUGCAGACAGGUUUUACGGAACCGGAAGUGUUACAGAUAUUCUGCGAUACCUGUGAAGCUGUUGCAAGGUUACAUCAGUGUCAGACUCCAAUAAUUCAUCGGGACCUGAAGGUGGAAAAUAUUUUAUUGAAUGAUGGUGGAAACUAUGUACUUUGUGAUUUUGGCAGUGCCACUAACAAAUUUCUUAAUCCUCAAAAAGAUGGAGUUAAUGUAGUAGAAGAAGAAAUUAAAAAGUAUACAACUCUGUCAUACAGAGCCCCUGAAAUGAUCAACCUUUAUGGAGGAAAACCCAUCACCACCAAGGCUGAUAUCUGGGCACUGGGAUGUUUACUGUAUAAACUUUGUUUCUUCAUGCUUCCCUUUGGUGAGAGUCAGGUUGCCAUCUGUGAUGGCAGCUUCACCAUCCCAGACAAUUCUCGUUACUCCCAUAACAUACAUUGCUUAAUAAGGUUUAUGCUUGAACCAGAUCCAGACCGUAGACCUGAUAUAUUUCAAGUGUCCUAUUUCGCAUUUAAAUUUGCCAAAAAGGACUGUCCAGUCUCCAAUAUCAAUAAUUCUCCUAUUCCUUCAACUCUUCCUGAACCCAUGACUGCUAGUGAAGCAGCUUCUAGGAAAAGCCAAAUAAAAGCCAGAAUAACAGAUACCAUUGGACCAACAGAAACCUCAAUUGCACCAAGACAAAGACCAAAGGCCAACUCUACUACUGCCACUCCCAGUGUGCUGACCAUUCAAAGUUCAGUAACACCUGUUAAAGUCCCUGUACCUGGUGAAUUUGGUAACCACAGAGCAAAAGGAGCACUGAGACCUGGAAGUGGCCCUGAGAUUUUACUGGGUCAGGGGCUCCCUCAGCAGCCUCCUCAGCAACACAGAGUACUUCAGCAACUGCAGCAAGGAGAUUGGAGAUUGCAGCAACUGCAUUUGCAGCACCGUCAUCCUCACCAGCAGCAACAGCAGCAGCAGCAGCAGCAGCAGCAGCAGCAGGAUGCUUAUAUGCAGCAGUAUCAACAUGCAAUGCAGCAGCAACAGAUGCUUCAACAACAGUUUUUAGUGCAUUCAGUGUAUCAGCCACAGCCUUCUGUACCACAGUAUCCUGCAAUGAUGCAGCAGUAUCAGCAGGCUUUCUUGCAGCAGCAGAUGCUAGCUCAACAUCAGCAGCAGUCUCAGCAACAGGCAUCACCUGAGUAUCUUACCUCCCCUCAAGAGUUUGCACCAGCCUUAAUUUCCUAUGCUUCACCACUUUCAGCUCAAGUUGGAACCAUAUUGGACUCCUCUUCUAGUGCCAACAGGUCAGUUGCUGAUAAAGAGGCAGUUGCAAAUAUUACAAAUCAGAAGAACAUCAGUAACCCACCUGAUAUGUCAGGGUGGAAUCCUUUUGGAGAGGACAAUUUCUCCAAGUUAACAGAAGAAGAACUGUUGGACAGAGAAUUUGACCUUCUAAGAUCAAACAGGCUCAAGGAGAAAGCAUCCUCAGAUAAGAAUGUAGACCCACUUUCUGCUCCACAUAACCAUCCUCCAGAAGAUCCUUUUGGUUCUGUUCCUUUCAUUUCUCACUCAGGUUCUCCUGAAAAGAAAAUUGAACAUUCAUCCAUGGAUGAAGAAAACAGCUCUACAAUCCCUGUCAAGGAUAGAAAGACAAGUCCAUUAUCUAAAGACCACCGGGCUGGAAAGAAAAACUCAGUGAAUUCAUCACUACAGGGUCAAGUGCUGAAGGGAAAUGAUGAAUCUGAAAGUGAUUUUGAAUCAGAUCCCCCUUCUCCUAAGAGCAGUGAAGAGGAAGAGCAAGAGGAUGAAGAAAUUCUUCAGGGAGAACAGGGAGAUUUCAAUGAUGAUGAUACUGAACCAGAAAAUCUGGGUCAUAGGCCCCUCCUCAUGGACUCUGAAGAUGAGGAAGAGGAGGAGAAACACAGCUCUGAUUCUGAGUAUGAACAGGCCAAAACCAAGUACAGUGAUGGGAGCCCUGCCUACAGAGCCAAAUCUGGCAAUGGGCCAGUCCAGGAUCCUAAUGUAACGCUCAUCAGCCCAACCCAGCUACCCUGUGAUGCUGCAGUGCAGACCCCCAAAGACGAGUUUGACGUGUUUGGCGCCGUCCCCUUCUUUGCAGUGCGUGCUGAACAGCCCCAACAAAGAGAAAAUGAAAAGAACCUCUCUCAACAGACCUAUUUUCCUAGUGUGGGACUGGAGCAAGAGGAAUUUGAUGUAUUCACAAAGGCCCCCUUUAGCAAAAAGGUGAACAUACAAGACGGCCAUGCAGUGGGGCCUGAAGCGCAGACUCUCCCAGGUUGUCCCAAAAGUAUAGAUAUAUUUGGCUGCACUCCAUUUCAGCCCUUUCCCACAUCCACAAGUAAAAGUGACAUCCAUGAGGACAUUUUUGGGCUUGUGCCCUUUGAGGAAAUAACUGGGAGUCAGCAGCAAAAAGUUAAGCAGCGUAGCUUACAGAAACUGUCUUCGCGCCAAAGGCGCACCAAACAGGAUUUGUCCAAGAGUAACGGGAAGCGGCACCACGGCACGCCGACCAGCACAAAGAAGACCAUGAAGCCCACCUACCGCACUCCAGAGAGGGCCCGCAGGCACAAAAAGGUGGGCCGCCGAGACUCUCAAAGCAGCAAUGAAUUUUUAACCAUCUCAGACUCCAAGGAGAACAUCAGUGUUACGCUGACUGAUGGGAAAGACAGAGGGAAUGUCCUGCCUCCCGAGGAGAGUCUGUUGGACCCCUUUGGGGCCAAGCCCUUCCACCCCCCAGAUCUGCCGUGGCACCCUCCACAUCAGGGCCUCAGUGACCUCCGCACAGACCAUAAUCCCGUGCUGCCUGGGCGGCAAAGACCCAAUUCACUCCAUGGGUCAUUCCAUAGUGCAGAUGCGUUGAAAAUGGAUGAUUUUGGUGCCGUCCCCUUUACAGAACUUGUGGUGCAAAGCAUUACUUCACCUCAGUCCCAACAGUCCCAGUCAGUUGAAUUAGACCCAUUUGGUGCUGCUCCAUUUCCUUCUAAACAGUAGAUACUUCUGAUGGACUUGGUGUUAACCCCUGUUUCAAAAAAGUAUGAAUAGUUUUAUGAAUUUGAAAGAAAAUUGAUUUGUAUAGCCCUUUAUAUAAUUCAUUCUUACAGGUCAAUCAGAAUAGGUGAUUUUUAAAUAAACCAAAUAGAAAAAGGAAGUAUCUCUACAGGGUAGUGACUCGGUGUCUCUUCCACAGGAAGAGAGGGAGCAGAACUGGAAGCUCUGACCCAGGGUUUCAGCUACGGGCUUGAUGAGAGCACAGGCAUCCAGGGAAAGCAUGUGGCUUGUUUCCUGUUUUUUAGCCGCUGAAGAGGGACUGGGAAGCUGAGUUAUUUUUAUACUAGAAUGUCACUUUUAGGUGCAUGCCCUAGGCUCAUUCCAGAAGCCAGCAUUAAAGCUGAGGUUAUCUGUACAAAUACAGUUUGCACUUGUGGGCUUUUUAAAGAUCUCUUCUAAUUUCCACACAGUAAAACAACUUUAUUCUCAUAAAGAAUCAGAAAGUUACAAUCUGGAGAAUGCAGAGAUUUUAGUCCUUAUACCUUUCUCUACAAAGCAGAGCCAGAAGUAAUUAUUGUGCCUGAAACUUUUAUUUUUAAAAACAAGUGCCAUUAAUAUGGAAUAUCUACAUAGAAGCCUAGAACAAAAAGAAAAAAAAAAAACAAUACUUGAGGAAUAUUUAGUAUUCAGCUUUUGAAUAGCUUCUUCCUCAAAACUUACACUAUCAUGUCCCUAACAAAGUAGUUUAUUGAAAAACUGGGAGUGAGGACAAGGGUUAUACAGAAUUUUUAUUUCAGGAAAAAAAAUAUGUAGCUGAAACCCUGAGUUUUUCAGAUGUUUACAAUGUAAAAUCAUGUUGCAUUUAAUAAUGUACUUUAUUAAAUUACCACCUUCACCAAAUAUAUUCCCGAAGUCACGAGCGACAGUUUUUCAGUUAGGUUUGGAGGGCGGAGUAGUGUUAAUGAAGUGCACAGAGCAGUGAAAGCCACAAGCCUUACAUGCAGGGCUCUCAGCUCCUGCCGCAAGUACCUCGGCACUGGCACUGACGAACGAGAUCUUGACGACGGCUGUAAGUGUGAGAUGAUGAGGGACUCGUGUGUUAGUUAACUCUGCUGGUUGACUGUGUCUUUAGUGAAAAGAACCCAGCUAUCAAAUUGCCUUUUUUUUUUAUAUCACAAAUCCUAAUUAGAAACUUGAGAUUUUUAUAGAAAUUGUCUAAUGAGAUAGAAAUUAUAUAUAUGAAUGUGAAUAUAGUAUCUGUGCUUCUGUCUUCAAGUAUUUUAAGUUAUAAUACACUUAAAAUAACUGUCCUUCCCUAUAAUUGUCUUUCCCUAUCAAAUUAACACUUAGAAGUUUCUAGAACUGUUAAAGGUUAUUUAUGAAAAGGGUGGAAACUCUUAUCAAUUGGCACUCUCCUUGAUUGCUAUAUUUUAAAUUAAUUCUCUUUGAACCCAAUUAAAAUGUGUUUUAUGAGUAAUCAUAUUACUGAUAGAAUCCCUUAAUUAUAGUGUCCCAAUGGGGAUGAGCUAUGUGCUUGUUUUCACAGUUCUGAACUUGGAAAGAAGCAAGGUAUGUGUAACUAUACCAUAUAUUCAUUUUUUUUUAUUGCUUCUCUUUUCUGUUUUAAAACAAACAAAUUUGUGGACAAACAGGGAAGCAAUGUGUGAAUCAGAGCUAGCAGAGGCAGACCAAGCAUGACGUUACUGCUUCCGAGUUACACUCUUAGAGCCCGACUGUACCCACGACUGGUCCUGUGCCAAAGGCAAAUAGUGUGUUUGCACGUGUUGUCUUUUUUUUUUUUUUCUGACUCUCAGGUUGAUUAAUACUGCUAAUGCAAAUGCUUAAGUAGAUGUUUUAAAAAUCUUCACAAAGUAGAUUCAAGGGAUACUUUCUUUUAAAAGUGAAGACUUGAUGAUUACAUAUAGUAAACUCAUGAACUACCAAGUAGGUUUGUAUCAAACAGAAGAAUUGUUUUUUUUAAUGAUAAUCUGUUGGUUGAUGUGCAUAGUAUGCUUCUUUGACUAUUUUAGUCCUUGGCCUUGGUCUCUGCUAGACCUCAUGAAUUUUCUAUUUAGAAGGGCUGGUGGGUGAGUUAGUGCGGUCUCCGUAGGAUGUAAGCAUGAAAUAGCUAGACUCUGACACCAGGCCUUGCUUACAUUUUCUUUUCAUCAAUACACUGAAUAUUUUUUAAUGACUUAGACACUGACAGACACUUUGGCUUGUAAUGUUGGGUACAUUCUAAGGAAACAGCUUUGACAUUGUUUAAAAUACUUACAUUCUUAAGUUUCUUAUGUCACAGCCCAGUGACUUCCCUCUUUUCAGAUUAUAGCUCAGAGGAAACACUUAGGAUUCAGUGGGGGACACCAUGGGAUGGAAGUGGGGAGAUUCCCGUGUGCUGAGGUAGGGGCAUUUUCCCAAGCAGUGUGGGGUCAGGACCGCUCUCUGUCCUCAGUCAUCUCCUCCCACUUCUGUUAGCGUGUAGGUGACUCUGUGCAGCCGAUGUCCCAACAUUCCCUUAAGAGAAUUAUGAGAAUAACGCUCCAAAGGCAUGUGGAAAAGUUUAACAGCACCCAGUGAAAGUUUGGCUCUAAAACAGGAUGGUCCAAUUCUUGUUUGAGGAAGGAAGGGUGAAUAGAAAUUAUUUCCCUACUAUUAAUUAAGUGUCCUCUGUGCUUCUCUAGCAUGUUAAAUAGUUGUAACUCUAAACCUGUAAUACUUGAACAUCACUAAGGGAAGUUAAAUAUGAAGCUAGCAAAAAUCUGAGGCCAAAGUUAUUGUUUUUUGCCCUAACAGCUUUAAUCAUGCUUGUUGAUUUUGAGUAAUCUAUAGAAGUGGACCAUUUGCUUAAUUAUUUUAGUAGUGUCACUUCAGCAAAAUGUUAAUUUUAAAGAUUAACUUUUAUGGCAUUGAAGAAUGUAUCUGUUGAGACACAGAAGUUGCUUGGAAAUACAUAUUAAGUGGAGGAGGAAAGGUUGUAGGCUGCAUGAAAUUUUAACUGACUAGAAUAUUUAUUCAAAAGUAUCCGUCAGGGACAUGGUGUAAAUGUUCCACCGCCCGCCCCUCCCCUGUGUGUGUGCGCGUGUGGGCACAGCGAUGAUGAUAUUCAGGACUGUAGAUAAAAGCACCUUUUUGCUCUCCCCUGUUUGUUGUUUAACAGUGUGAUAGGCUGUUGUCCUCAUCUUGCUGGAGGAAAAGACUAAGGUGAGCCCACUCUUCUGCUUUGAUGUUCCUCAGGCAGGGUGGUUUUCUCACUAUUCAGCUACUCUGCUUAUUUUAGGUUUGGUACUGCAUAUAAGCAUUGCUAGAAGGUACAUGUGUAUGACUAUCACUAGUCCUGAGGAGUGUGGGUACAUUUAUUUUAAUAUAUGUAGAAUGUUCAUUACACCUUUUUUUAAGCAAAAUUAUUCAUUUUAGGUUCACUAUUGAGCAGACAAAUCUACUGUGAGAAUGAGAUGGUGUAUUUACUGUGAGAGUAACAGAAAUGAGUUUAUUUGAAAACUUAUACACACUGGUGUUUAUAUAUUAAGAUAAAUGUAUGCACACACACAUACACACACCUGCCACAUCUCUCUUCGGGGGAGUUAAUGUGAAUUUUUAGCUUAAAUAGAAUUGCACCCACAAUCAUUAUGAAAAGAACUUUCACUCCUACAGAGGGUUUACAGAAGCCACUAAAAGAAUAUGGUAGACAGGUGAAAACGCAAAGGGCCAUCAUUUAGGGUUAUUUUUAUUUAAAAACUUGCGCUACUUUUGAAAGAAUUGUUUUUAUUAUUAUACUCUUUGUGAUUGAAAGUCAUCUAAUAGUAAGCAGUGUGGUAAUAGUAAACUGCUUUUUAAUUGCUGGCAAACAGCUUUAAGUGCACUUUCUUUGAUUACACUUCCAUUUUCUGUUAAACUUGAAUUUUCUGAAGCCUUUUAUGUACCACUAAGCAAAUAAACUUUAACUUUUAAUAAGCCUGAUUUACAUCUUUAUUAUAUUUCUAAUUGUUAUAAAAUGUACUUUCUAAGUAACUUCAAUUCAAAUAUAGGUGGGAAACUGUUCUGAGGUAGAACCAGUUGCUUUUUUUCUUCCUAUAUCUACUUAAGCACUAACUGAUUUUACUACUUUGCCUUGACAUUGCUUAUUCCUAUUGGAUGAAUGCUGUCCCCCAUUCACUUUGUGUUGUUUGAAAUGUAAAGUUAUUUUCUUACUGUAUUUAUCAUACCUGUUUUAAUAAUCUGCUUUCUUUAAAUGCAAUAAAUCCCAAAUGAAUUGCAUAUUCUUUAUAA
Phyllostomus discolor (pale spear-nosed bat) is the source of this 7896-nucleotide messenger RNA. RefSeq names its product BMP2 inducible kinase (gene BMP2K). Gene Ontology annotation, biological process: protein phosphorylation. The record is from RefSeq and is a predicted model, not a curated record. Lineage: Eukaryota; Metazoa; Chordata; Mammalia; Chiroptera; Phyllostomidae. Bases 214 to 3633 code for a protein of 1139 amino acids. The transcript has 16 exons. Gene Ontology annotation, molecular function: protein kinase activity; ATP binding.